Molecule: messenger RNA, 1629 nt
Organism: Saccharomycopsis crataegensis
Lineage: Eukaryota; Fungi; Ascomycota; Saccharomycetes; Ascoideales; Saccharomycopsidaceae
Gene: CHL4
Product: Chl4p
Exons: 1
Coding region: 1-1629 (542 amino acids)
Biological process (GO): CENP-A containing chromatin assembly; chromosome segregation
Source: RefSeq, a predicted model, not a curated record
AUGAAGAACAAAGGUUCUUUGCCCAAUGACUAUAUUCCUUCGCUCACUCCUAUAACUCUUAGGCGGUCCCUAACAAGGCUAUCGCUAAAGAGCAUCAAUAAUCUUGCAUAUCUCUGGUGUAGGCUUACCUCAACUCAGCCAGACCUUAAAUCAUCUCAAGAAUAUAAACACAACCGUUUAUCCCGCCUGCAGCUUAUUUUUAAUGCUCUCGCAUUCUUCACAGCCCAUUCAAAGGUAAUUGCCGGCCAAGUUCCUGGUGGUAAGCUAUGCACAAAGAAACAGCUCUUGGAUAGAAUACUCGUUGAGUACUGGCACAAAGGUUUGAAUUUGCUUCAAAUAUCACAAAUCGAUUGUCAAUUAUUAAUAGAUAAGCCAAAUUCAUUCAUGUGGACUUCGUCAAAAAUUCUUGAUAAUUUCGAAAAGACGAGGCCUUUAAAACUUCCUCAUCUCAACAAUCAAAAAUUACUCAAAUCAUUGUCCAGCGAUUUGAGCUCAGUGUUCUUGAACCACAUUUAUGUGUGUCAUCAUCCGAUUUAUCCUGUGAUCAUCAUACGAAUCCAACUAUUCGAUAUUGUCUCUAAGGAUCAUUCUUUGAAAGCGAACGUUAUUUCAAGAAAAGCUUUCUUUGUAAUGAUCCCUUCCUCUUCAAAUUUCAUCAUCCACAAUAUUAUCAACCCUAACGAUAUUUCCGGAAAGUUAAUCCUUCAAUCACUAGAAAGAUCACUAUGUGGGCCAGACAGUCAAAUUCAUUUGGUCAACGAUCCCUCGAUGAAAAUCAAAAAUUUUGAAUCAAUUUUCUUAUUAAAUGGUAAUUCUCGUUUUGCGAAUUGUGAGGGAAAUUGGGCGGUGUAUGCCGAUGAUAAUGUGGAUAUUUCACCAUUUGAUAUACCCACCUUACAUCAAAAUGUUGUGAAUUUUUGCAAGCUUAAUGGACUUGAAUCGAAAAGCAAUAACGAGGGUAAUCUUGAUGAGGAUGAUGAUGAUGAUUUGCAGAUCAUUAGCGACCAGGACCAAAUUGAUCGGAUCGAUCGUAAAAAUCUUAUCAAUGUCGCCAAUUUGCGUUUUAAAGGUGUUGCCAAUGGUAAAUUAAAAUCAAAGCGGCUAUUUGAAGAUUAUCAAAAUCUGCGUUCUCCGUUAAAGAGACUAAGAAGAUCUGCCAACUCAAAAGUAAAGAAGGAUGAUGAAAAAAUUGAUAAAAAAAAUAAUGAAUUAUUACAAAGAAACUUUGAUCAAAGUCAAUUCUCAUCAAUUGUCCCGAUCCAAGAAGUUGAAUUUGCGAUCCAUGGAGAUAUUAAAACAUAUCACCCUCAUAGUCAAUCAAGAUGCUCAUCCAUAGAGACAGAAUUGGCAAAACCAAAAUUCACGUUAAAGCUUAGUGGUAAUGAUGUCUUUGCUGGACUUCAUGAAUUAGCAGUAACCCCUGUUUCAGCCGCGUCUAGAUCUACCUCGACCAAAAUCAAGACAAUUGUGGAUCCAUAUAAUGUUCCAAGCUGGUUAACUGGGGAAGAGGGAUCUAAAUCGGGGACUAUUGUGAAAAACAAGUUCUAUAAACCUUUUGGCAAUGAUUCUCUGGUCAAAGGGAAAGGUUACUUCCGGAAAUUCGUCGAUAAUAAUGGUGAGAUUAUUUAA